AUGGCUAGACUUGACACAUACGAGCGCAGACCUUCCGGCAUGGAUGCUUACCUCUCCAUGUACGGAUGGCAUUUCAGCAAGAGGAUGGCGCAAUUUGCGGCCGAGAAAUUCUGCAACGGCACCGGUAUAGUGGAAACUAAACUACUGGAGACAAUAUGCAAGGAUUUUGAUAUCCAUGAUGCCCGGCUAUGGCGAGAAGGACAUUGCCCGGCUGGUGGAUUGCUGGCUCAAACACAACUACGAGACCAGCGCAUUUACAAACUUCUAUUCCGACUGCAUCGCCAACGGAAUAGCAAUCAUCUGGGAGGAUAUGAUAUGAUCAAGAAACUGAAACUUGGCGACUUUUGCGCCCAUUUCUACAAGGAUCUCUCGCCAGAGGAGCACACGGCCGUUUUCGGUGUGCUCCGUUCCUGGGCCGUAGGUGACGAGGUUUUGCAGAAGUCCAUCGAGAAUGUGAGAACACACAACUGUGGCUCUACCAUCUGCAAUGUAGAGGCAAAGAAAAUCAUAGUGAUGCUGGGUCCUCAGAGCAGCAAGGCAGAACUGCUCAACACCCUCUCGCACGAGAUACGGCACGUGGUGGAUAUUAUCGCCGCCCAUACCGCCCCGGAGGAUCACGUUUCUCCGGCCAGUAUCACUGGCGAGAUCACAUCACAUUUUGCCGAUUGGUUAUAA
Molecule: messenger RNA, 675 nt
Organism: Cylicocyclus nassatus
Lineage: Eukaryota; Metazoa; Nematoda; Chromadorea; Rhabditida; Strongylidae
Source: the annotation of a GenBank genome assembly